ACAUGAAAAGGUAUACUGAGCAAGCUAGCUUUACCGAUGCGCUAUCCAUAUUUUGCUUUAUCGACAUAACACGAUUUAUGGGAUGGUCCCUUGAGGAACGUGUGUGUCUUUUGACAGCGCCCUUUGCUACAGGACACAAGAUGGAUGAGUUAUAAAUUACUUAACUGGUUUUCUACGUAAGUUAUGCACGGUGUCCAUAUAUCUCCAUGACGAGGAUUCAAGUGAACAGGAUUGUGAGGACGUUAUGAAGUCACGCUUCGUAUCGUGGAAUAGAGAACAACAUGGCAAUACGGUGAGCGCUGACUCAGUAAUGAAUGGCCUCCCACAAAUAGCUGGUUGCUACUACAGGUGUCUAGAUUACGUAUAUAUCCACUGGGAAAUAUAAAUGCGCUCAGUCGUGCGUAUGCUCGUCAUACAGGGCAGUUGUUAUACAUAUUCAUAUGUAGAUGACACUUUUAUAUAUAAUAUAGCCGAAAGUGGCAAGCGGCAGAAAAUAUGCCGUGUAGCUGGAUCUCUGACACCGUCAAUGGAACCGUACACUGUGUGGCAUGCCGCAAAAACAGACUGGCGCAGUGCUGUCGAAGGUCGUGCUUGUGCCUCGGUAUAGCACUCAUAUUAGCAGCACACUUCCUCGUACUACCCAAAACUAGCGGGUACUACGGCGACCCGUGCUUUCUUAAUCAAACGCAAAUGGCGUGCAUGCGGCACAUUGUGACUGGUGUUAUCCAAGUUCUGGAGGGCCUGAAUGAGACGUACUGGCUGGACCACGGGACGCUAAUCGGUGCCGUGAGAAGAGGUGACAUUUUACCGUUCGAUGGAGACAUCGACAUAGCGCGCCUCGUGCAUAAUGACAAGAAAAAAGAGAAGACAGCAGCGUAUAGCUUUGCAAGACUCUUGAAAGCACGGCGUAUGUCAGGCAAUAUGUUGUCGGUGACAUACGAGAAUUGUAAGGUUGACAUGGUAAGGUACAAACUCAAAACCAUCACCAGUGCAGGUGGGGCUAAACGGGAGGUCCUGUCGGAGUGGUACCCAGAAAGUAUCGAGCAAACGAACAUUGGAAAGCUCAAAUAUCUGACUGCAACCUUUGAGCAUAAUGUUUCAGACAUUUUGCCGUUGGCGCGGCUUAAAUUCUCAGGUUUAUCUGCCGCAGUUCCGGCGAAAUAUAUGGAUUACAUCAAGGUUCGCUAUCCGUUUACAUGGCGAUUUACGUUUCCGUAUAAAUGGAAAUGCUGGCUGCCAUGGAAUAUUGCUUCUGUAUGGUUUGGCUAAACCAUUGAGCUUUACACGAAUAUAUAUAUGCUGCAUAUAGUGCAUUGGCUAAACAGAAGAAAAUACAAUCUCCUCCCCGUUGUUAAUCACUGCAAAACUGACUUUCCGAUUUUAUUAAUACAUUGUACCAGUCGAUAAGUUUAUCUUAUCAUUAUAUAUACAUAAUACAUAAAUAUAUUAUCAUUAAAGAUAUUUAUAUACAAAUUUUAGAUAUGGGUAUGUAUAUCAAUAUACAAAUUUUAGACUUAGAAUUUCUAUAUCUCCACAACACUUUCCACAAUAGACCUUGGCGUAAAAUAACUAUACGAUGAACAAGAAAAUUAGCGAAACAUGUGCAAUCACAUAAGUUAGCCUUUGGGAAAGAGGAUUUUGAUUUAUACAUUGAAGAAAAAUUCAAUGCGAAAAUAUAGAUUUUGUUAAAUUUUGAUAUUCUUAGAAGGUGAGGGGACAAAAAGUCGAUUCAACUCCGAUCCACCCCACCUCUCUCUCUCUCUCUCUCUUCCACACACAUACACGCACACGCAUUCAUUAUUUAAAAAACAGUUUUCGUUAGCAUUUUUGGUGCUCAUUUAGUCAUAUUACGAUUAUAUAUUUUUAAAUAUGUGUUCAAUUGUACUGUGCCUACUGUGAUACAAAAAUGAGGAGCGAAUUGUUAAAUAAAGACAGG
This is a messenger RNA of Lingula anatina, 1936 nucleotides long. RefSeq lists its product as uncharacterized. The record is from RefSeq and is a predicted model, not a curated record. NCBI's taxonomy places the organism in Eukaryota, Metazoa, Brachiopoda, Lingulata, Lingulida, Lingulidae.